UUUUAUUUCAAAGUUUCUUUUCAGUCCUUUUAUUUUUCUCAUUUCCCUCCUAAAUUUUCCCUUCCUCCUCUGUUUCUUUCUAAACCCUCAACGAUUCCUCUGUUUUUUCAAUUUCUUCUCCUCUGCUUUUCAUCGUUUCUCCCUUUCCCCCUUUUCUGGCUGUUUUUUCCCCCUUAUUUCAAAUGGGAUUCUCCAAAAAGUCUCAAAUCGACGGCGGAUUUGAAGCAGAGGGGAAAAAAUGGGUAAUUGCCGGGUUGCCGACGAGGUCAUCGUUGAAGCCGAUUAGCACAAAAUCGAAGGCGAAAGACGGUGAAGACGACGGCGAGAAGACGCCGACGGCGAAAGAAGCUAGAAUACCGGAGAAAUUGGGUUGUCCGCCGGCGCCGAGAAAGCGUAGAUCUCUAAAAUCAAGCUCUAACCAAAAUUAUAUAAGGGAGUUCUUUAAUCCUCCUGAUUUAGAAUCUGUGUUCAAGCUCCGAGUUUAGAAGGGCCAAUUGAGUUUGUAAUAGUUGAGAAUUUAGGGGUUUCUCUGUUUUUUUUUUUUUUUUUGGUGUUUGUUUUAAUUUUUCUCUUUUUGGGGGGUUUUUUUUUUCACUAUUACUAUUUUUUUUAUGUACUUGGUUAGUUGUUAGGAGUAAGGUGAUUAUGAUGUACAAAAGGAUUUGAUAUUUGUUAUCUAAAUGAGUAAUAUUCUAGUUUAGCUUUGUUCAAAUUUUUGGCAAAUUCUCUUGAAAUUUUCCCAUGAAA
This is a messenger RNA of Benincasa hispida (wax gourd), 747 nucleotides long. Its product is annotated as cyclin-dependent kinase inhibitor SMR3-like protein. Lineage: Eukaryota; Viridiplantae; Streptophyta; Magnoliopsida; Cucurbitales; Cucurbitaceae. The record is from RefSeq and is a predicted model, not a curated record. Gene Ontology annotation, biological process: regulation of DNA endoreduplication.